Molecule: messenger RNA, 321 nt
Organism: Staurois parvus
Lineage: Eukaryota; Metazoa; Chordata; Amphibia; Anura; Ranidae
Source: the annotation of a GenBank genome assembly
GAAGUGCAGCAUUUUAAUAUAUGUGAUUUAAACUCUAACACAGUCUGAAGUUCAAAAACACUGGAAAUUUUAUUUUAAUAUAAAUUUAAAAAAAUGACUCUAUUAUUGGAGUAGGCAAUGGGACAACUAGGUAAAAUUGCCUCUGAGAUAGGAGAUUGCUGCUCCCAGGGGCGGACUGACCAUUUGGAAACUCGGGCACUGCCCGAGGGCCCGGGGUCAGUAGGGGGCCCCAUGAGAUGCCCCUGGUACCUUUUUCAUAGGCUUUUUGAAUUUGGGCAAGGACACAGGGGCCCCAUGAUCCCCUCUUGCCCUGGGGCCCCA